Molecule: messenger RNA, 1122 nt
Organism: Strongyloides ratti
Lineage: Eukaryota; Metazoa; Nematoda; Chromadorea; Rhabditida; Strongyloididae
Product: Protein Wnt-4
Exons: 2
Coding region: 1-1122 (373 amino acids)
Biological process (GO): cell fate commitment; multicellular organism development; canonical Wnt signaling pathway
Cellular component (GO): extracellular region
Molecular function (GO): cytokine activity; frizzled binding
Source: RefSeq, a predicted model, not a curated record
AUGUUUAAAAUUUUAAUUAUUUUUAUAACUAUUAUACAAUUUACAUCACCAUGGUGGUUGUUGUCACAAGUUCCAAAUAAAGAUGAAGCAGUUACGAUAUCAGAUAUAAAUUGUGCAAGCCUACCAGGUUUAAAUAGAAGACAAAGAGAAUUAUGUCAAAAUUAUCCUACUGCAGUAUCUGUAGUUAUAUCAGGAUUAAAUAAGGCAGUCCAUGAAUGUAGAUAUCAAUUUAAAGAAGAACAAUGGAAUUGUACAGGAGAUAAUGGUUUUGGUGUUGCACCAUAUAAAGUUGCAUCAAGAGAAUCAGCUUUUGUUUAUGCUAUCAGUUCAGCUGCUAUAAGUCAUACAUUAGCAAGAGCAUGUUCACAAGGUAUAAUACCAAAUUGUGGUUGUGGUCAAUUACCAAUGAAUACCCGUCAAAAUACUGAUUUUAUGUGGUCAGGAUGUUCUGAUAACAUUAGAUUUGGUAAUUCAUUUGGACGUAAAUUUAUGGAUAAUGUAGAAAAACAACAUAUGGAUGCAAGAGCAAUGAUGAAUUUGCACAAUAAUAAAGCUGCUCGUAAAUUAUUAGCAAGUAAAAUGCAAAAAUCUUGUAAAUGUCAUGGUGUAUCUGGAUCAUGUGUUACAAAAACAUGUUGGAAAACAGUUCCAAAAUUUGAUGAAUUUGCAAGAUUCCUUAAAGAAAAAUAUGAACGUGCUCAACAAGUUACUGCAUCACCACAAAAUAAUGAAUUAAUUAUAAGAUCAACACAUUAUACAGUUGUUUCAUCAUCACAAAAUGAAAAAACACUAUCACCAAUUAAUUCAAUUGAACAUACUUUAGUAAGAUCGGGACGUUUUCUUAAAGAAGAAAAACACCAACAACCAAGAUUUGCUGGUAAUGGAGAACUAGUUUUCUUAGAUCAAUCUCCAGAUUAUUGUAUAUAUGAUCCUAAAAAUGAAAUAAAAGGAACAAGCGGAAGAGAAUGUACUUCAAAAACUUGCCCUAAACUAUGUUGUGGAAGAGGGUGGACAACAAUUCGUGAACUUAAACAAGAACCAUGUCAUUGUAAAUUUAUCUAUUGUUGUGAAGUUAAAUGUCAAACAUGUACAAGAAUUGUAGAAAAGCAUUAUUGUCGUUAA